Rhineura floridana is the source of this 3862-nucleotide messenger RNA. It is a transcript of the gene FOXRED1, whose product is annotated as FAD dependent oxidoreductase domain containing 1. The record is from RefSeq and is a predicted model, not a curated record. The transcript has 12 exons. Gene Ontology annotation, cellular component: cytoplasm. NCBI's taxonomy places the organism in Eukaryota, Metazoa, Chordata, Lepidosauria, Squamata, Rhineuridae. Gene Ontology annotation, molecular function: oxidoreductase activity. Bases 105 to 1613 code for a protein of 502 amino acids.
UUUUUGUUCUGAAGCUCUUAAAACGGCGGCGCUGAGGUACAAGAACAAGUUGGGCGUUGCUCGUGCGUGCCCCUUUGCCUUAUCUAGAAACGUGGAGCAGCAGUAUGAUCUGCGGACGGAGGCUGCUCGGCAGGUUGCGUCCCCUACUGGCGUCGGCGAGGAGAUCCUCGGCAAACCCGACGGAGCCUCGCCGACCGUUCUGUAAAGGGGAGUCCCGGCUUUUUGACCCCUUGCAAGAAUUGUCGAAGGAGUUUGUCAAGUUCCGCAUGAAGGCGAAAGGCGCCCUCCCCGGCAGUGACUGGAGCCCCUUCCAUAUAACGGAAGGUGUCCCUCCUGAGCGGGCUGAUGUGGUCAUUGUUGGUGGUGGGGUAAUAGGCUGGUCUAUUGCCUACUGGCUGAAGAAGAAAGAAAAAUCGAGAGACAGCAUUCGAGUGGUGGUGGUCGAGAAGGACCUCACGUACUCCAAAGCAUCUACAGUACUCUCUGUGGGGGGCAUACGGCAGCAGUAUUCGAUGCCAGAAAAUAUCCACUUGAGCCUCUUCUCAGCAAACUUCUUGCGCUUAAUCAAUGAACACCUUGGUGUUGUCAACCAACCACCCAUAGAUAUUCAGUUUAAUCCAUCGGGAUAUCUCUUCCUGGCUUCAGACGAAGGAGCUGCUGUACUAGAAGAGAAUGUACAAAUUCAAAGGAUGGAAGGAGUACUGGUCUCCCUGCUGUCCCCAGCACAACUGAGAAAGAAAUAUCCAUGGCUGAAUACAGAUGGUGUAGCUUUGGCUUCCUAUGGCUUGCAAAACGAGGGAUGGUUUGACCCUUGGACUCUCCUCAAUGCUUUCCGAAACAAAGCACUAUCUAUGGGUGUCUACCAGAGCUGUGGCGAAGUGACAUCUUUUGACUUGGAUACCAAAGAACUGCUGACACAUGAGGGAGAGCUUAUGGAUUUUUCCCGUAUCAAGAAUGUUAAUGUCCAGAUGACUGACAGUACUGAAUCCACCACGGUAGAGUGUGCUAUUGUGGUGAAUGCAGCAGGAGCUUGGUCAAGCAGCGUGGCAGAGAUGGCUGGCAUUGGAACUGGGCUGCCAGAUUCACUAUUGGCAAUCAGGCUUCCAGUGGAACCCAAGAAAAGGUAUGUCUAUGUCUGGCACUGUCCUGAUGGGCCUGGCUUGGAGUGUCCUAUGCUAAUAGAUACCACAGGAGCUUACUUCCGGAGGGAAGGUGUGGGUGGCAACUACCUUGGAGGCUUAAGCCCUACAGAAGAGGAAGAGCCUGAUAUCAGGGACCUGGAAGUAGAUCAUGAGUUCUUCCAGGAUAAGGUCUGGCCAAAGCUGGCCCACCGGGUGCCACACUUUGAAUCCUUGAAGGUGAGGAGUUCUUGGGCCGGUUAUUAUGACUACAACACCUUUGACCAGAGCCCUGUGAUUGGCUUGCACCCACUAGUGGACAACCUCUUCUUUGCCACAGGCUUCAGUGGACAUGGACUACAGCAAUCGCCAGCUGUGGGUCAAGCUAUAGCUGAGCUCAUUCUUGAUGGCCAGUUCAUGACCAUCAACCUAGACACAUUCUCCUUCAAAAGGAUCAUGAGAGGGAAGAAGGCUGUAGAGAGGAAUAUCAUCUAAAUGCAUUAGAGAUCAGGAAAUCUAUAUUGAUGGGUUCUGCAAUGACCAACUAGUUUUGACAAUAAACUAUUAUAUGGGGUCUAUAUAGUUUUAAAUCUCCAGUGUGUGGAUAUAUGGAAUCUUUCCAACAACCCUGUAAGGUAGGGUUAGAAAUCAAGCAGCUCACAACAAGAAAUAAAUCCAUUUAAAAUCCAAUAACCAUAAAGCAGAUGCAAAAUGGCUUAAAGUGGCAUGAUUUUGAAUUCUGGGUUGUGUGAAUAAAGUUCCUUAUCACUUGAGGUUGCAGUCCUGUGCAUGCUUCCCUGUUUGAGGAAGCCCCAUUCUACACACUGGGACUUGCUUCUGAGUAAACAUGCAUAGGAUUGCACUGUAAAUUUACAGGUUGUAUAAACAAACAUCUUUGACGUUCAUGCUUAUACAAAUAUUUCUUCAUUCUGUCCCUUGUGCAGCACUUCCCAAGGAUGCAACAACUAGCUGAUUGUGUACAGCUGAUUGUGAUGCUGCCCUGGGCUCCUGCGGGGAGGAAGGGCGGGAUAUAAAUCAAUAAUAAUAAUAGAGCUUCCCAAAUGCCCAACAAAGUGCUGAUAGAUGUCAAUCACUUGACAUAAUUAUGACAUCAGAUCACUGACUGGUGUGUGGUUCUGCCCACCUGUCAAAGUUGGCCCACAGGGCUGGGUGAGGAUAAAGCUCUGGCCCACCAGGCCAAAGAGAUUUCCCACCUCCUGCCAUAUGCCAGUGUUGUCCUCAGAUGCCCGAUCUGAAAUUCUGAGAUAAAGCAAGGCCCUGUCUGCACUAUUCAUUUAAAGUAGUGUAAUACCACUUUAAAUGGUCUUGGCUUCCCCCAAAGAAGUUCAGAAACAUCAGGAGGGCCAAGGUUCUUCAGACCUGGUCAUGUCCAUCUGUCUCAGUAUUCUUGCUGGAAAUAUGUCUCUCCAGCCAGAGAAGGGUCUUUACCAUUACUUGCUGCCUGGUUCUUUAAACUGGAGAUCGAAGGGACUGAAUCUGCAUGCAAAGUACGUGCUCUGCCAAUUGAGCUAUCGUCCUUCCCUCUUGCACAGUGGCCUUGAACAAUGGAGUAGGAAAAGAAAAUGUUCAUUAUUGACGUCUUCUAAUUAUCGUGUCCCCAUCAUUUGUCCCUGGCACAACCACCCCAUAAAAAGCUAUUCAACUUUCUGCAGAAAUUAUUUACAAAUGGUCCCUUAGUCCUCACUGAUGCAUUUGGAAAAUUGGCUCAUAAGGUACUUGCCUUGAGUUCUGUUCUUGAGGCUCUCAUCCAGAUCGCUUAGAGAUUCAAAUAGAAGCUGCCAGCUUUUGACACUGACCCGCACGUUCUUUGGGAACCAGGGAUCAAGGAUGAAGAUAGGCUAGACCUUCACACUGUCCUUCAUUGCUGCUGGCAGGGCAGGGUUAUCAUGGAGGCGAAGUUAGGUGUCAUCUUAAAAACCUCUCUAUUUUCUCUCACUUUGUAUUAGGGGCAGUGUCUAAGCAGAAAAAAUCUAAGUGGAAACAGAAGACUUCUUUCGUUUUUUCACAAAAUAAAUCUUGUAGAGACAGUGGUAAAUAACCUAUGCCGAAAAGCACGCCUGAGGAACCUGUGGUCCCCAGAUGUUGCUGGACUCCAACUCCUAUCAACCCCAACCACUGGCCAUGCUGGCUGGGCCUGAUGGGAGUUGGCGUCCACCAAUAUCUGGAGGUCUAAAGGUUUCCCAUCCUUGCCAAAGUCUCGCCACUCAACCCCUCACUAAAUCAAUGGUUAGGAAAAUACAUUGAUAAAAAUUUGAGAGAUCUUUCAGAUGGGGAGACUCAAUGACACAAUCAGUUAAAGAGAUCUGCAGCGAACUCCAGGUUCCUGGCCAACUUUUCCCCUUCCUUCCCUUGUCAAAUUUAGCCAUGUAUUAGCAUUGCACCUGCACUGACAUCAAUCAUAGCAAAUGUCAACCAGUCUGCCUCCUAACUGGGAUUUCAAAUUUGAUGCAACCCUUGGUUUCAAAUGAAUCCUGGUCAACAGAAACUAUGGUUAGCAUUUGCUCAGGGUUGCUGGUUGACUUUGCCCAUGUUCACAAUCUCAGUGGAUAUUCCCUACAGUUUCAGUUAAUGCUUGUGGAUGAAUCUGCAAGUUCAGGUCUGUGUUUGUUGUGAGCACAAAACUGAGGCAAUAACUAUUUCUGAUUAACAUCAAGCACAAGGUCAUGUUAUCCCCAUAUAGUAAAAAAAAAAAAAGAUGUGGAAGCUAAGCAGAUUCUAUAAUA